UUAUGCUGUAAAUAAGGUGAAGCUCAUUGUUGAGAGCAGUGUUGCAAUCAAUGUUAAGGCCAAUUCUAAGUCAAUUAUUUGUAUAUAUGAAAACCUAAAACACUUUUUACCAAGUAACGCAAUUCAAAAUAUGAGAUGGUUGGUGCUUUUCUUCAUACAUUUAUCUAAAAAGCCAAUAUAUUAUCUUAUUCCAGUGGUCCCUUAUGCUGUAAAUAAGGUGAAGCUCAUUGUUGAGAGCAGUGUUGCAAUCAAUGUUACUUGGGAGCCAAAUGGAGAUAAAUCAAUCAGUCCAAUCAUGUACAGAGUUCUAUAUAAGAGGGAUGACAAGCAUCAAUGGCAG
Messenger RNA from Owenia fusiformis, 340 nucleotides. The record is from the annotation of a GenBank genome assembly. NCBI's taxonomy places the organism in Eukaryota, Metazoa, Annelida, Polychaeta, Sabellida, Oweniidae.